AUGCCAGAUUACUAUCUAGACAAAGCUAUCAAAACGGGGUUAUUUGAUUAUGUAUUUGUUCAAUUCUACAAUAACCCUCCAUGCCAAUAUAACAUAGCAACUUCUGAUGCUACAUUGCUUUUACAAUCAUGGAAUGCUUGGACAUCGUUGGUUCUACCAAAUAAUACGGUUUUCUUGGGAUUACCAGCAUCACCUAAUGCAGCUCCUAGUGGUGGUUAUAUACCACCGAUUGAUCUUAUUACUAAGAUAAAGGUGUAUCUUAUAAAAUCUGCUCUUCAAUUUGUGACACAAGUUUCCGAAGCAAUAGCCGCAUCUGUCUCCACGGCUUUGAACGCCUUGUUGCCAAAUUAA
Molecule: messenger RNA, 351 nt
Organism: Vicia faba (fava bean)
Lineage: Eukaryota; Viridiplantae; Streptophyta; Magnoliopsida; Fabales; Fabaceae
Source: the annotation of a GenBank genome assembly